UCCUUCUCAGCCUCUUUAACGCUCUGUACCUGGAAUGUAACUUGUGAUAAACAGAAUAUUUGUGAUGUAAAAGGGGCACAGUUGAUAGUGAGUUGCUCUUACUCAAAAAUCAACUUCAAAACUGGGUUCUGGUUCAGUCAGAAACAGAGAACAAACUGGAGAAACAAAGAUGAACCUGAAGAUUUGACUUUAGAUUCAGAUUACUCAGGACGAGUGAAACAGGAGAUCACAAAACGCAACUCAAAGCUCUUUAUAGAUGAUCUGAGAGAGAGAGACAGUGGAGAAUAUCAGCUCAUGUUCAUUAUGAAGGAUGGAGUUAAACAUCUCAGCUCAGUCACAGUCAAUCUAACACUCACAGACUUGCAUGUAAGGAUGAAUCCUGUAUCUAGUAAUCCGAGUGAUCAGAGAAUUAUACUUACCUGUGAUUCGUCUUGCAAAUUGAAGUCCAGUGUUUUCUACUGGAGGAAGGAUUUAGUAUACGAUAUAUAUGAAUCUGAUUCCUUAAAGGUUUCUAUGUCAUCAAAUAGAGAUUACGGCAGCUACAGCUGUUCUGUCAACGAUUGGAACAUCAAUCCAUCUUCUGUGUGUCUUUCUAACAAUGGCUGUUGGGGUGUGACUUACACCUCUACAAGAGUUUGUGCUUUAGUGGGAUCAACAGUAGAUAUUCACUCUUCAUACUCACAUCCCACUGGAUAUACAGUAGUAAAAACAACCUGGUAUUACAUUACCCCAGAUUUCUAUCCUUGGAGACCUUUUUUACGCCGAAAACGUUUUGUGGAAUUUCCUUUGGAUCUGCGUAAGGAUCGUGAGUUUGCUGUUCGUGUCCAGUUUGUGGGAAACACACUGAGAAUCAAAGAUGCCAACAGGAGUGACUCUGGACGAUAUGUAUUGAGGAUAAUCUCUAACACAUCAGAUGAAUUUUUGGGUUAUACUGGAGUUAUUCUUACUGUUACAGGUACACGAGUGACAAGCAGCCCAAACCCUGUGAUAGAUGGAGAAAAGGUGAUAUUAAGCUGUUCAACCAAAUGCACUCUGGAUAGCAAACAUACUUACAUCUGGUAUAAGAAUGGACAACAGGUAACAGAUGGAUUGAGAUUAUUAAACAAGCUGUACCUGGACUCAAUCAACAGUGAAGAGCUACAAGAGUAUUCAUGUGCUGUAAGAGAAGAGCCUGUGGAAAUCUUAGCGGCUGAGCAUUUGCAUUUUGGCAUCUUUCUGAUUGUGUUUGCGGUUCAAGUACUCAGUAUAGCAGCCAUCUGGGUGUGGUUUUUCCUGAAAAAAAAAAAUCAGGUGGUCUAAAAACAAACUGAAUGACAAAAACAAAGAGACUCCAACUUCGGGGAGUCAGCCGACAUUGGCUUAACUUAGCACCCUCUUCUAUACGUUACAUUAUUAAUACGCUCGCUUGUAAAGUUUAUUCAUAGCCGCUGUAUUUUGCUACUUAUGUUGUGUGUCGAUUUUUCUGUGUUUUCUUCCUGCUUCUAUUAAUGUA
This is a messenger RNA of Misgurnus anguillicaudatus (oriental weatherfish), 1492 nucleotides long. The record is from RefSeq and is a predicted model, not a curated record. NCBI's taxonomy places the organism in Eukaryota, Metazoa, Chordata, Actinopteri, Cypriniformes, Cobitidae.